CGCCCUCGGAGAGCCACCGCACACGCCACCAGACACUCCGGCCAGUGGGGCGACGCGGAGCGUCCUCCCUCUAUCUCCGGGCAGUGAGCGCUCUGCCCGCCCGCGCGUGCGCCCCGGCGGGCGGCUGGACCCCGCGGCGAGAGGGAGAGCGCAGGGAACCCGAGCCGCUCGGAGGCGGGGCCGUCUGCCCGAGCCGCGCGGAGCCUCGGGACAAUGGGGCCGCGGCGGCUGCUGCUGGUGGCCGCGGGACUCAGUCUGUGCGGCCCCCUGCUGUCGGCCCGCACCCGAGGCGGCAAUUCCGAGUCAAAAGCACCCAAUGUUACCUUGGACAUCCGGUCAUUUUUUUUCAAGAGCACCAACGACAGAUUUGAACCAUUCCCACUAGAAGACAAUGAGGCGAAAAACGGAAGUGGGUUCCCUGAAGACAGAUUAAGCUCCAUCAACAGAAGCCAUCCUCUUCAAAUACUGUCCUCUCUGCCCAUCUCAAAAGAUGCCUCAGGAUAUCUGACCAGUGCCUGGCUGACGCUUUUUAUCCCCUCCGUCUACACUGGUGUGUUCGUCGUAAGCCUUCCUCUGAAUGUCAUGGCCAUCCUCGUGUUCAUCCUGAAGAUGAAGAUCAAGAAGCCUGCUGUGGUGUACAUGUUACAUCUGGCCACAGCAGACGUGCUGUUUGUGUCAGUACUCCCGUUCAAGAUCAGCUACUACUUCUCCGGCACUGAUUGGAAAUUUGGGUCCGAGAUGUGUCGCUUCGUCACUGCAGCAUUUUACUGUAACAUGUACGCCUCCAUCAUGCUCAUGACAGUCAUUAGCAUUGACCGGUUUUUGGCUGUGGUGUACCCCAUCCAAUCCCUCUCCUGGCGCACUCUGGGAAGGGCCUCCUUCACUUGUUUGGCCAUUUGGGCUAUGGCCAUCGCCGGGGUGGUGCCUCUCCUCCUCAAGGAGCAAACCACCCAGAUGCCGGGGCUCAACAUAACCACCUGCCAUGACGUGCUCAAUAAAACCCUGCUCGAAGACUAUUAUGCCUUUUACUUCUCAGCCUUUUCUGCUGUCUUCUUCUUUGUACCGCUAAUCAUUUCCACAAUCUGUUACGUGUCUAUCAUUCGAUGUCUUAGCUCCUCCGCCGUUGCCAACCGGAGCAAGAAGUCCCGGGCUUUGUUCUUGUCGCUUGCUGUUUUCUGCAUCUUCAUCAUUUGCUUUGGACCCACAAAUGUCCUCCUGAUUGUGCAUUACUCAUUCCUUUCUCAAGAUUCCAUGGCAGAAGCCACCUACUUUGCCUACCUCCUGUGUGUCUGUGUUAGCAGCAUAAGCUGUUGCAUUGAUCCCUUGAUUUACUAUUAUGCUUCCUCUGAGUGCCAGAGGUACCUCUACAGUAUCCUAUGCUGCAAAGAAAGUUCUGAUCCCAGCAGCUAUAACAGCAGUGGUCAGUUGAUGGCAAGUAAAGUGGAUACUUGCUCUAGUAACCUCAGUAAUAGCAUAUACAAAAAGCUCUUAACUUAGGAAAAGGGACUGCCAGUUAGUUGAAAAGAAAAGAUUAAAAAAGUGAGUAACCUGAGGAUUCUAUUAUUCCUUGCCAAAAAGGUAUUUGUGAUCAAAAGCAACACAUCUAUAAUUUGCAUGCCUCUUUCUUAUGAGAGCCAUUAAUCAUAUCUAUUAGUUAUAGGAAAAGAUAACAAGAAUAGAAAACAGUGUUAUUCCAAGAGUAUUGCCAGUGCUACAGUAAUAACUGAAUGUCAUUUUUUUAUAUAUUUAUGUGACUUACUAUGUAUGUGUGUAUGUGCAUACAUACACGCACACGUAUUUGUAUCAUUUUGCGUGCAGUAUAGAAUAGGCACUUUGAAACCCUGUCUUUUUGCCCCCUAGGAAAUAAACCCUAGUUUUCUGAUUUUAUGUGCAAAGUUUAGGUUGGUGGAUGAACGUCUGAAGAUGUUCAUCAAUAGGGAGGGAUUCCGUGGUUUGGACUCAUACGGCUUUUGCAAAUAAAUGUGUUUUGAAAUUGUUCAACAGCAAUGUUUAAGUUAUUAAGGGAUAAGACUUAGCACUAUCUGUGUGUAGAAAAGGUUCUACUGUUUUUCACUUUAAACGUAUCAAAGUUUGAAUUCUUUAGAUUAUGAAAACAGAUAGAUGUCUCACGCCCUCUGUAUGUAAAGCAAGAAUGAGCAUAGGUCCCACGAGUGACCUUAGGUUGGCUUUCAAAGCAGCCUGCCCCGGAUGGAGGACUCCAAGCAAUAGAUACAAAGCAGGGCCAUUUCAGACACGGACUGGUCACAAACCCUCCAGCUGAGCCUCCCAGAGAUCAGAACCAGGGCCACCACCGUUACUUUCUCCUCCUGCGGUUCCCACAAGGGCUGGCUGUGAGCUCUCUUGUCUAUUAGAAUUUGGCAAAGUAGGUUAUACUAUCCCAGGAGAUAAUGAACGUAAAAGACUUUUUUCUGCCCGUUUUAAGAAUAGAGAAGGAGGUCCCAUUCACUUCCGGCAAUUAUCUCACAAGGACCAUUCUCAGAUGGAAACACUCAUGGAGCAAACAUGAACACACGUUGUGUGCUCUGGGCACAAUGAUGGGUGCUGGGCAUACAGAGUUGACUGCGACCGAGACCUGCCCUCAAAAAGAACGAAGUAGACCAGUACAGGGUGUGGUAUGUGUAUGAUAAGUAAAUAUGUCCUUAUCUAAAGAAGCUUUUUUAGCCCAGUGUAACCAUGCAAGUUUCAUAGCAAGGAUCGUCAGUUGAAGAACUUUGAACAUUUUGGGCUACUGUUUCCAAUGGUUAUAACUUCAGAUGAAAACAUAGCACAAUACAGGAAUUACAUUUUUAAAAAACAAGUCUUCCGUUCUAUGCUGGUUGAACACUAUUUAUUUACAAAUGUAUUCAGAAUUUAAAAAUUUUUAAAGAAUCAUUUAUGCUAGUUUGAUGAGAAAUAAUAGGAGAAAUUAAAACUGACUUUGGAAUCUAGGAAAAUUAUUCUUUUUUUUCCAUUUACUUUUUUUAAGAGUUAAUGAGAUGAUUUUAAAAGCAUUUUUUAACCCCAUGAUUCGUAUCAAGUACAGGAAAUCCUCAUGGAUUUGAGAAAAUAAUUUGAAAAUUACUUUGAAAUGUAUAUUUUUUCCUUAUGGAGCAAUGUUGGCCUUUUAAACAAAAAAAUAAAACAGUUUCAAGGCAAAUGUUUACCUUUUCAAAAGAGCAAACGCUUUCCAAAUGCCAUAGAAUAAUUUACAUGAAAGAGCAUAAUGUAAGGAUAAGCUAACAUCGAUUUUAUUUUUUUAGCAUGGGUUUUAUUAACUUAGUUACUAUAUUUUAUUCAACUCAGUGGAGAUUGUUUAUUCAGUCUGAAAUAUUAAUAUACCUCUGACUUUAUAUGACUAUCAUUACUAUGUUAUCAUUGUGUACUUAUGUCAUUGUUUUUAUGUUUUCUGUUUUUAAAAAAAUGUAUAUAACAUAUUAAUAAACAUCAAAGUUUGCUUGGUA
Messenger RNA from Herpailurus yagouaroundi (jaguarundi), 3461 nucleotides. Its product is annotated as proteinase-activated receptor 2. Gene Ontology annotation, molecular function: thrombin-activated receptor activity. The record is from RefSeq and is a predicted model, not a curated record. NCBI's taxonomy places the organism in Eukaryota, Metazoa, Chordata, Mammalia, Carnivora, Felidae. Gene Ontology annotation, biological process: positive regulation of blood coagulation; blood coagulation; thrombin-activated receptor signaling pathway. The transcript is spliced from 2 exons. The coding region runs from base 214 to 1497 and encodes 427 amino acids. Gene Ontology annotation, cellular component: plasma membrane.